AUGGGGUCGAUCACCUGGCCCGCAGCGGCGCCCGCGACUGCGCCGCACCCGCAGCCGCCGCCCGCCCUGCGCUCGGCCGUCGCGCACACGCCUGCGCCGCAGCCGCAGCCGCGCCCGCAGCAGGCGGCGGCGCAGCCGGCGGGCCCCAGCAAGCCGCCGCGCCCGGCGCCGACGUCAGUGGCGCUGCCGGACGGGUGCGCGGUGGCGCGGCGAAUCAUUGCCAGCGACAACUCGUGCCUCUUCAAUGCGGUGGGCUACGUGAUGGAGGCGACGCGUUCCAAAGCGCAGGAGCUGCGGCGGGUGAUUGCGAGGGCCGUGUCGAGCGACCCAGUCACCUACAACGAGGGCUUCCUGGGCGAGAGCAACCCUGCAUACUGCUCCUGGAUCCUCAAGCCAGACAAAUGGGGCGGCGCCAUCGAGCUGUCAAUCUUGGCGACGCACUAUGGGCGCGAGAUCGCGGCGUACGACAUACAGACCAAGCGCUGUGACGUGUACGGGCAGGGAAACGGGUACAAGGAGCGGGUGAUGGUGAUCUACGACGGCCUGCACUAUGACGCCCUCGCGCUCGCGGCGUUUGAGGGGGCACCAGAGGAGCUGGAUGUCACAGUGCUGCAGGUCGGCAGCGAGCAGGAGGCUUCCGCAUCGGCAGGCGCCGCCCGCCUCGUCGCCGCGUGCCACGACGCGCGCCAGUUCACGGACAUCGCAAACUUUGCGCUGCGCUGCGGGGUCUGCCAGAUCGGGAUCAAGGGGGAGCGCGAGGCGGCGGAGCACGCAAAGGCCACGGGCCACACGCGGUUCAGCGAGUAUUGA
Monoraphidium neglectum is the source of this 810-nucleotide messenger RNA. Its product is annotated as ubiquitin thioesterase OTU1. Gene Ontology annotation, cellular component: cytosol; nucleus. The transcript is spliced from 6 exons. The coding region runs from base 1 to 810 and encodes 269 amino acids. Gene Ontology annotation, molecular function: cysteine-type deubiquitinase activity. Gene Ontology annotation, biological process: endoplasmic reticulum unfolded protein response; protein deubiquitination. The record is from RefSeq and is a predicted model, not a curated record. NCBI's taxonomy places the organism in Eukaryota, Viridiplantae, Chlorophyta, Chlorophyceae, Sphaeropleales, Selenastraceae.